GUUCGUCGCCGCUGGAGAGUUUGGGCUCCGCCGAGGCCACCCCGCGCGGCAGCUCCACCAGCCCCAGACGGCACUGGAGGGCGGAAUCCUGGGCAAGAUGGAGUGGGUGUGGGCGCUCGUGCUGCUGGCGGCGCUGGGCAGCGCCCGGGCGGAGCGCGACUGCCGGGUGAGCAGCUUCCGAGUCAAGGAGAACUUCGACAAGGCGCGCUUCGCCGGGACCUGGUACGCCAUGGCCAAGAAGGACCCCGAGGGCCUUUUCCUCCAGGACAACAUCAUCGCUGAGUUCUCCGUGGACGAGAGUGGCCAGAUGAGCGCCACGGCCAAGGGCCGAGUUCGUCUCUUGAAUAACUGGGACGUGUGCGCAGACAUGGUGGGCACCUUCACAGACACUGAGGACCCUGCCAAGUUCAAGAUGAAGUACUGGGGCGUAGCGUCCUUUCUCCAGAAAGGAAACGAUGACCACUGGAUCAUCGACACGGACUACGACACCUAUGCCGUGCAGUACUCUUGCCGCCUCCUAAACCUCGACGGCACCUGUGCUGACAGCUACUCCUUCGUGUUCGCCCGUGACCCGCACGGCUUUUCCCCAGAAGUGCAGAGAAUCGUGAGACGGAGGCAGGAGGAGCUGUGCCUGGCCAGGCAGUACAGGCUGAUCACUCACAAUGGUUACUGUGAUGCUAAAUCAGACAGAAAUUAUUUUUAGCAACAUCGAGGAAGUCAAGUUUCAUUUGAAAACUUCCCACUAACUCUCACUCACACUUCGACUCUAUUUAUCUUAGUUUAGUUUGGCCCUCUCUUCUCCCCUUCCCUUGGUAAACAUAAAACCUUCAGUCACAUAAAAAUAUAUGUGGGAAUAAGUGAAUCUGUGUGCAUUCAAAUGUAUGUCUUUACUGGAGUUUUCUAAGGAAUCACUUGAGGCUUAGGAUUCCAGACUUUGAUUUAUUAAAAUAUAGUCACCCGUU
Molecule: messenger RNA, 962 nt
Organism: Diceros bicornis minor
Lineage: Eukaryota; Metazoa; Chordata; Mammalia; Perissodactyla; Rhinocerotidae
Gene: RBP4
Product: retinol binding protein 4
Exons: 6
Coding region: 98-703 (201 amino acids)
Biological process (GO): retinol transport
Molecular function (GO): retinol transmembrane transporter activity; retinol binding
Source: RefSeq, a predicted model, not a curated record